Plodia interpunctella (Indianmeal moth) is the source of this 1983-nucleotide messenger RNA. Its product is annotated as odorant receptor 94a. Gene Ontology annotation, cellular component: plasma membrane. NCBI's taxonomy places the organism in Eukaryota, Metazoa, Arthropoda, Insecta, Lepidoptera, Pyralidae. Gene Ontology annotation, molecular function: olfactory receptor activity; odorant binding. Gene Ontology annotation, biological process: detection of chemical stimulus involved in sensory perception of smell; sensory perception of smell. The record is from RefSeq and is a predicted model, not a curated record. The coding region runs from base 77 to 1279 and encodes 400 amino acids. The transcript has 8 exons.
AAAGUGAUCAAUCGUUUUACUUAAGUCUCAAAAAUUUUAUUAAAAUACAUUAUUAAGAUCCUUCAAAGUUUACAUUAUGGAAUCACAAUUGUCGUAUUUAAGCCUACAUAGAAACGUAACCUUUUUGAAAAUGCUAGGGAUUUAUCCCAUAGAUCCUAAAUCAUCAAAAAUCAAGAAGUUUUUCCAUGGAAUCUACAGAUACAUCAUGUUCUUCUUUAUUUUGCUGUAUACUGUUCAGGAAAUUAUGAAAAUUUAUGAAGGAAGACAUAACGCUGACAAGGUAAUCGAAACAAUAUUUCUAUUACUAACAUACACUGACUAUAUUUUCAAAAUUAUCGUAAUACGAAUGAAAUCCGAUCAAAUUGAAGAUAUGCUCCUAAUUACGAAAGGUCCUAUCUACAACCAAGGAGAGGUAGAACACCGUGCCCCGUUACUGAACACAAUUCGCGCCGGCUUAUUAUUCGUCCGUUUGUUCAACCUUAUGACUCUAUUCACCUGUUUUCUUUGGGGAUUGCAACCGACCGUACAGCAUUUACAAGGAAAAUCCAUCGAAUUGGCGAUAUGGCUGCCGUUUGAUGUCAAUGUUAAUCCAUACUUCUAUUUUGCUGUUUUCUACAUGUGGGCACAAACAUCCCUACUUGCUCUGGGCAACUCAACGGUUGACAGUUUCGUUGUAUAUCUGUUGGAACAGUGUAAAACUCAGAUGACAAUUCUCAGAUGCGACCUUGAGAAUUGCGUAGAAAAAUGCAAAAUUCAGUCGAAAGAGACGCCAAUCUCUUUUUCUGAAAAUUUGGAGAUUCGAUUGAUAAAAACUAUAAUUCAUCACCGAGAAAUCGUAAAGAUGAUAAAUCAAAUACAAGCAAUUUUCGGAAAGGCUAUAUUUUACCAAUUCGUAGUGGGUGGGUGGAUAUUGUGCACAUCUGCCUACAGAAUGGUUUCUAUUAAUCCAGUGUCUGUGGAGUUUAUCUCAAUGAUAUUUUAUAUGAGCUGCAUCCUAAUAGAACUAUUUAUAUAUUGCUAUUUUGGGAAUGAAAUCACAAUUGAAAGUAACAUGAUAAUGACAUCCGCAUAUGCAACAGAUUGGCUGGCCUUCCCUAUGAAACAUCGCCGCAUGCUUAUCAUCUUCAUGGAACGAUUAAAGAGACCUAUACAGCCGUUAGGGUCGUUAAUACCACUUGCAAAUAGUACAUAUGUUUCGGUAAAUAUCGUACCACUAGCUGAGCGGAUAAAACAUACAGUAUUUACUUAUUGUGCAUCAUAUUUUAGGGAUUUAUAUUAAAAUUAGUGGGAAACGGAGAAACAGCCAACAACAACCUAGUGUUGCCAUCUACUUAGUACCUAGGUAUAUGUACCUAACCGCUCAUCGUACAUAAUUAUUAUAAAAGUACAUUCAUACUUUAUCUAGGUACUUGCUAUAAUAUUACAAAGACAAAAGAUUUGCUUUUUUGUUUAUAAAUAAUAAACUCAAAAACUACUGGGCCUAUUUUGAUGAAAAUUUGGUACAGACAUGGUUAGUUAUAACCUUCAAGAGUAGCCUAGGUAGGUACUUUUUUAAUAUGAUUUUAUCCGAGGAAAGCCGGGCGGGACGCUAGUUUAUUAUUUUAGGUUAACCAUGUCCUAAAACUCAAUUAAAUGUCUGUGCCUAAAACAUGUUUCUUACGUGUCUACUAUUAAGUACACAAACGUAAGCACCUUUUGUUUCAGAUUAUUCGAAGCUCCUAUACGUUUUACGCAUUCUUGAAAAAUUCUGAAACAGAGAGAGGCGAAUAAAUAACUAUUACAUAUGUACCUAUCAUACAUACAUAUAUACCAUAGCUACUUAAAAAAAGUACCCCUGGUAUCAACAGCGGUUAGCAAUAUUUAAUGGCAAUCAACAAUUUUUUCACACAAUUUUUUGACACUUUUUGCCUCCAUUGGCAAUGUUUGUGUACCGUUGUACCAUUAGCGCUAUCUGCGCUGAUUUUUGCGUAAUAUGCCCUAUUU